UUACAAACUCCAUAACGUUAUUAUAUAUAUUACGAAAAAGAUGAAGUUUUGAGACAAGUCAUAAUUAUGGAUGAAGAUCUUGGAGCAAUUUUAUUCAGAAUUCACAACGAGUUUAAGAAUAUGAUUUUUAUCUUAAAAUGUAUGUACGAUAAGGCGGUGUUGACUAAUAAUUCGAACCGGGAUUCAUCGAACAUCGACCCUGAAUUGUUCACGGAAGUUGAAGAAUUGACGAGAAUCAAUAAUGAAUUAAAAAUAAAAUGUAGACAUUCAAAACAGAGACAUAAAGAGAGGUUGAAGAAAAAAGAGUCCGGUGAGGAUUAUAAAUUCCUAGUUUCAUUGAAAAUGAAAUAUGAAAUGCUGAAUAACUACAUAAAAAGAUCAACCAAACAACUCAAAGAACAGAUGAAUAUGAUGACGCCGUCGACAAAGACUUCUUUCCUGAUCCAAAGUAAAGUCAAUUCCCCUAAUUUGUAAUGGUUAAUAAUAAGGUUUAUAUUUUUUAACCUUUUAUUGCCACAUUCUAUUACACCGAUGUCAAUUCCAACUAUGUUGAUUAUUGUUGAAAUUUCAAAACGAAAUAACAAUAAACAUUUUGUUUCUUCAAAAGUGUAUUUUUUUUUCAUAUACAUAAAACAGUGAAACUAUGUUUUGAACAUAUUAAAUUCAAUUGGUAUAAUAUAAUCGUCGUACGAACGCCACAUAAUAUAAUACCUAAUAUAUUAUUUAAUUUCGGCUAAUAACUACUAACAAGUACCUACAUGCAUAUAUGGGAAUAUCUGGUUUGGGUUUACACAUUAUUAUGAUGCUCUUGCAGAUGUUUUCAAAAGGAAUCACAAAAAAAUGAUCAUUGAGUUUCAGAGUUACUUCGGUCCUUUCUGGUUCACGGCUAAACUCUGUAUAAUGUAUAUAGCGUAGUAGAUAGAAUAUUAUCGGUAUAUUAAUAUAAUGGUUAAUUUGUAUAGCAAAUUUACAAUCACUUGUGGUAUUUAUUUUUUUUUGUGUUUAGGUUUUCUGUCGUUUCCAAAUUCUAAAUUAUUUUCUCUUAAAAGAAAGACUGCAGACACGCGUAUAUAAAAACGCAAGACAUGUCUUGUUCUAUUUUUUUUUCAACAAGUGAAAUCGACGUGAAUGAAUAGUUUAGUGCACGGGGACCACGUUUCCCAAUAAAAAUAAUAAAUCAUUUUCGACGUAUAAAAUAUUAUAUAUUAUUACGUAUGGCAUGGGUGUCCAUACUCGACAUGAUUAUUAAAUAUGAAGCUACAUAAUAUUAUUAUGUUAACAGCGCUAAUUUAAAAUAACAACAAUCGUAUAGUAUUCUGUACAGCAUAGAACAGCUCACGCAAAAAUAUUAAAAUGGUAAAUACCACCAACCAGACACUAUAUACCGAUGGACUUAUAAUGGGUUGCUGAGUUGUUAAAACGUACGGCGCGGCGUUUUUUCAACAAUAAACAAACACCGCGCUUGUUUAUAAUAUUUUAAAAAGGGUUAUAAAUAUUAUUAUAACUAAUUAUUGUUGUAAAUAUUAUAUCCUCUUUAGUGCCUAGUGCCUACUAUAAACGUUCUUCGGAUUUUGUUUCGGUACAUUAUAAUAAUAAUAUGUUAAAAUGUAUAAAUAUUAGGUAAAUAUAAAACCUGUAUAUUAUAGUAUAAUUUUGUGUGCAUAUAAAAGCAAAACCUAACAAAGAUGUGUUCAUAAUACCCGGGUUUCAAAUGCUUUCCAGUUUAUUCAUUUUCAUAUUUUGUUCCUAAAUAGUUACCUAUAUAAUUAUUAUAAAUUAUAUCUUUCAGUUACACCUCCCUAGACCAUACAUAGUCGAAUUGUUAUAGUUAUUUCAUUGUUUAUAGUUCGGUUUUUGAAUUCAAACUACUUACAUUUUAUUGCAGUUAUCAAGAGUUAUAAACUUAUAAAAAAUGCGUAGAAUUCGGACCGUCAUAUGUUCAGUUUUAGGGAAUUCAAUGAAUGUAGUUAUCAAUGUUCGUAUCGCUUAAUCCACUCCCAAUAACUGCACAGGUAGCAUUAUAUCUAAGUGCCUUUUAAAAUACCCUAAAAGAUAAUAAUACUCUACUAAUUAAUGAUUUUUAAUCCACUACUAAUAACUGCACAUGUAGGAUUUUAUCUAAUUGUCUUUUAAAAUACACUAAGAGAUAAUAAUACUCUACUAAAUGAUUUUUAAUGGUAAAUGUCUGAUUAUU
Molecule: messenger RNA, 2194 nt
Organism: Acyrthosiphon pisum (pea aphid)
Lineage: Eukaryota; Metazoa; Arthropoda; Insecta; Hemiptera; Aphididae
Exons: 3
Coding region: 67-474 (135 amino acids)
Source: RefSeq, a predicted model, not a curated record